AUGACUUCAGCACAUAAUGUUUCCGAGAUCGUUGAUGAAAAUCGAACUACCUUUUGGAUUCGUUUAAAAUAUGAAGAACGUCUCGAUACCACAGUAAAAUAUUACACAUCAAAGAUGGUAAUUGUUCAUAUAAUAGCUGCAUGUGGUUUAUCAAUCUCAGAACUUUAUUAUGGUUUAAGUUAUCCAAAUCAAUGUCCAAUCGAACCUAUGAUUAGCACAUUUCUUAUUGUUCAUGGUGCCACUAAAUUUCUAUGGAUUUUCUUAAAUAUUCUUGCAAUUAUUAAUGCCAGAUUUCUUUACGGAAUAAUCAAUAAAAAAAGUCUAGCACGUCGACUUAUCCUAAUAAAUCUUCUACUUCAAUUUCUUUUUGCUAUAUGGUUCUUUUCAUGGUUUAUUGCCGGAAACAUUUGGAUUUUUCGUAAUAAAAAUCAUUAUCAAUCUAGCAAUUCAUCAGAUACAAAUACAUUUUGUCGACAAGAAUUAUAUGACGCAGCAAUGUUGAUCAUUAAUGUGACAUAUGGUGGCUUCGCAGUCACUCUCAUUGCGACAAUAAUACGUCGUCUUAUUAGUAGAAAAAAACAAAAAAAUGCAAUGAAUAAUCAAUAA
Messenger RNA from Adineta ricciae, 606 nucleotides. The record is from the annotation of a GenBank genome assembly. Lineage: Eukaryota; Metazoa; Rotifera; Eurotatoria; Adinetida; Adinetidae.